Sitodiplosis mosellana (orange wheat blossom midge) is the source of this 1338-nucleotide messenger RNA. It is a transcript of the gene Mpcp1, whose product is annotated as phosphate carrier protein, mitochondrial. Gene Ontology annotation, biological process: mitochondrial phosphate ion transmembrane transport. Gene Ontology annotation, cellular component: mitochondrial inner membrane. Bases 181 to 1248 code for a protein of 355 amino acids. NCBI's taxonomy places the organism in Eukaryota, Metazoa, Arthropoda, Insecta, Diptera, Cecidomyiidae. Gene Ontology annotation, molecular function: phosphate transmembrane transporter activity. The transcript has 6 exons. The record is from RefSeq and is a predicted model, not a curated record.
GAUGCGAUUACGAAAAAAGAGCAGCGCCAGUCACUUGUAAGAUUUGCAUUCACUUCAGUUUUUUGUGCGGUGUUGUGACGAUCACACACAAUACUAUUUUCGUUGUAACUAGAAAAAGAUUUUCGAAAGAAAAUUCUAGACUUUUUUAUCACUAAGGUUUAUUUUUAAAUCAAAGCCAAGAUGUUUGCCUCCAUCAUGGAAUCCGCACGAAACUCAACAUUCAAAAAUCCGUUCAUUUCAACGGUGAACUGCGAAUCAGCUGAUUCACAAAAUUUAGUAGCUGGCCGAACAAUUGCCGCUGCCUCUGCUACCGCUGAAGGAGACUCAUGCGAAUUUGGAUCGCUACACUACUUUGCCCUUUGCGGUUUGGGUGGUGUUAUCUCAUGCGGUUCGACUCAUACCAUGGUUGUGCCAUUAGAUUUAGUCAAAUGCCGUUUGCAAGUCGAUGCUGCCAAAUACAAGUCAGUAUUCAAUGGUUUCCGUGUAACUUUGGCUGAAGAAGGUGUUAAAGGCUUGUCAAAAGGAUGGGCUCCCACGUUUAUCGGCUAUUCGGCACAAGGAUUGUGCAAAUUCGGUUUCUAUGAAGUGUUCAAAGUGCUGUAUGGUGGUCUAUUGAACGAAGAACAAGCCUAUUUGUACCGUACAGUCUUGUAUUUGGUUUCUUCAGCCUCUGCUGAAUUCAUUGCCGAUGUUGCUCUGUCACCGAUGGAAGCCGCAAAGGUCCGUAUUCAAACUCAACCUGGAUUCGCCAACACAUUACGUGAAGCUCUCCCAAAAAUGAUCGAAUCUGAGGGUAUGAAUGCAUUCUACAAAGGCUUAGUACCAUUGUGGUGUCGCCAAAUUCCUUACACCAUGAUGAAAUUCGCCAGUUUUGAAAAGACACUUGAAUUGCUCUAUCAAUAUGUGGUGCCGAAACCAAGAGCAGAUUGUACGAAAGGCGAACAGUUGAUUGUUACCUUCGCAGCUGGUUAUAUUGCUGGUGUAUUCUGUGCCAUCGUUUCACAUCCAGCCGAUACAGUUGUCUCUAAAUUGAAUCAAGCCAAGAAGGGUCAAACUGCAAUGGAUGUUGCCAAGGCUUUGGGAUGGAACGGUCUUUGGGCUGGUCUAAUUCCACGUAUUGUUAUGAUCGGCACAUUGACAGCAGCUCAAUGGUUCAUCUAUGAUGCUGUCAAGGUUGUCCUUAGAAUGCCACGGCCACCACCAGCCGAAAUGCCCGAAUCACUCAAAAAGAAGUUGGGCGUUCAGUAAAACGUUCACCAAUCGAAUGUAACGUUUCAAACCACAUACAAAAUUUAGAUGGUAAUAAGACAAUUGAAUAAAAAUCGAAAAUGCUCCUAA